UUCCAUCGAUCCCACCACGCUCCGCGAGGUCUCCCUCCUCCGCAUGCUUUCCAUCGAUCCCCAUGUCGUCAGGCUUUUGGAUCUGAAGCAAGACCAGAACAAGGAGGGGCAAACCAUUCUCUACCUAGUCUUUGAGUACAUGGACACGGAUCUGAAAAAGUACAUCAGAAGUUUCCGCCAGAGCCAUGAAAUGAUGCCACCAAUGACUGUUAAGAUUUUGAUGUAUCAACUCUGCAAAGGAAUUUCAUUCUGUCAUGGUCAUGGAGUGUUGCACAGAGAUCUUAAGCCUCACAAUCUUUUAAUGGACCGCAAGGCUAUGAUGCUAAAAGUUGCGGAUCUUGGACUCAAUCGUGCUUUCACCAUUCCCCUCAAGAAAUACACGCACGAGAUGGCAAUUCUUUGCUCUGCCAAUAACACUAGCGUGGCUGUUGCACUGUGUCUACUGCUCCUCAUCAAUCUGUACACUUGA
Zingiber officinale is the source of this 469-nucleotide messenger RNA. RefSeq names its product cell division control protein 2 homolog D-like. Lineage: Eukaryota; Viridiplantae; Streptophyta; Magnoliopsida; Zingiberales; Zingiberaceae. The record is from RefSeq and is a predicted model, not a curated record. Gene Ontology annotation, cellular component: cyclin-dependent protein kinase holoenzyme complex; cytoplasm; nucleus. Gene Ontology annotation, biological process: G1/S transition of mitotic cell cycle; protein phosphorylation; signal transduction. The transcript is spliced from 5 exons. The coding region runs from base 44 to 469 and encodes 141 amino acids. Gene Ontology annotation, molecular function: cyclin binding; ATP binding; cyclin-dependent protein serine/threonine kinase activity.